CAGCAGUGCGCUGUGUCCCUCGGACCCAGCGGAUCACCGAUCAACGGAAAGAGCCGAAGAUGUCGGCUCGGUCAUGUGAUCAUCUGUGUCCAAUCACAGCUGAUCACAUCAGUGCCACCUGUACUGACAUUACUGCCAGCUGUCAGUGCUCAUCCAUGCCACCUGCCAGUGCCCAUCAGUGCCACAUAUCAGUGCCUACCAGUGCACAUCAUAGCCACAUAUCAGUGUCCAUCUGAGCUGUCUUUCAGUGUCACCCAUUAGUGCCAGUCAGUGCCACCUAUCAAUGCCAGUCAAUGCCAUAUAGUGCUGCCAAUCAGUGCCAUAUAUCAGUGCCAGUCAGUGCCACCUAUCAGUGCCAGUCAGUGCCGCCUAUCAGUGUGCAUCAGUGCCGCCUAUCAGUUCCCGUCAGUGCUGCAUAUCAAUUCUGCCUAACAGUG
Messenger RNA from Staurois parvus, 437 nucleotides. The record is from the annotation of a GenBank genome assembly. NCBI's taxonomy places the organism in Eukaryota, Metazoa, Chordata, Amphibia, Anura, Ranidae.